CCGGUUUGCCUAACAGUAGAAAUGGAGCCCGCAGUGUUAUUCACGGAAUCGGUUCUGGAGUUUCUGAAAGAUUCCCUAAAAUUUGACGAUACAUACCAAAGUGAUAUCGCAGCUCAUAUACAGAACUUUAAGGACCAAAAUAGUAUAUCGUUUAGAGUAAUUAGAGAUAUACACAGCAGAAACAAACUAGCAGGUCACAAACAGCGCUACCUUCAUGAAGUUUUACAAGAUAGUGACAUUUGUUUGCCAUGUGUCAAGUUACCACCCCGUAAUCCUGAGUUGGAAGCAAGAAUACAGAAAUUAAAAGCAGAACAAGACAACAAGAGAUACAGGGAAAUGACAAGAAAUGUAGACAAAUCUCAAAAGAACAGUGUGGACAAAAUGAAUAUUGGUGCAGAAGUGAAAGCUAUGAACUCCCAGAUCUGGUCCGUGGUGAACUUUGCUGUGACAGUAGGAGGAGCGUUUGCGUUCGGAUACAAAGCCACAGAAAUAGCCCUCGGUGGAUCAAAACAUGCCAUGGUUGCGCAAAUGAUUAUGGGUCUCAUCUUUGGUACCAUAGUGUUUUUUGCUGACUUGUACUUCCUUCUGAAGGAGCAUUCCCAAUACUGACAGUACCGUAUCAUAAACCCAUCAGGCUGUGGAACAGUGAGCAGAGAGCAGCAAUCAACGGAGGCUGUCUGGUUGUACAGUACAUAGGUGGAUGCUGCAGUAUACAGACAACUUGCAUUAAAAUAUUAUAAUUAGAACAAUUCCGUACAUUUGUGUACACUAACUUCAUCAAAAUAUGUAGUGGGUCUAUGUACAUGGAGAGGAUUAUUGAGGGGACACUGAAUGAGUAUAUAUUCAUUUGAAAGUUUUGUUGAGAGAUAAGAAAUACACAAGGAACACAGGGACACUGUCAGAUGUAGGUGACAAAUGAUCUAAGGGGAGAUAAUACACAGGUGUUGCUGUUAGACACCUUAUCAGUGAACACUUUCCUCGGUACAAUUUUCAAAUGUAAUUUAGCAUCUAAUAUAACAAUAAACGACUUUUAUUUCAGUGAAUUUGUGGUUAUAUGAACCUGAUAAUGUAACAUUGAAAUUAACUUUGUCUCAGUUAAUAUCAUUUUCUCGGGCCCAUAUAACCACAUAUCCACCUCUACAAAAGUCUAUAAUUAGUAAAUGUAAAGUAAAUAAAGUAAAUAGAAUAAGAGAUGGAAUACAAAGCGAAGAGGACGAUAUAGACUUGGAAUGUGAGAUAAGUAAGAGAUUGAUUGUAGAGGGAAGAAGGAGAUAUUGACUUGGAAUGUGAGACAGAAUUAGAAAUUGAAUGUAAAAGGACGAAGGAGAUAUAGACUUGGAAUGCAAGAUAGAAUAAGAAAUUGAAUGUUAAAAGAGGAAGCAGACGUAAACUUUGAUAUAGAUGAGAUGGAGUAAAAGAUGGCCUGUUCAAGGCAGGAGACAUACAAUUUGUGUACUAAAGUAGAAAAUGGAAGUUAAUCAAGAAAAGGAGAAUAAAAUGGAUGGCGUUAUAUCAUUCUGGAUCUAGACCUGCCCCAACCCCUUCUAAAUAUGCUCCUCCCUAUUCUGAACAUCUCCUACCAUUCUAAGCAAGCUCCUCUCCCUAAAAACAUGUUCUUCCCUCUCCAGGCAUGUUUCUCCCUCUAAAAACAAGAUUCUCUCCCUUCUAGCAUACAAACCCCUAAACUCGCCCUUUCCACUCAAAACAUACCUUCUCUAGGUAUGCUUCUCAGUUCUCCUCUUCAAAAUAUGCUCCUUUCCACUACAUGCCCUUCUCCCUCUAAAACAUUUUCCCUCCCUUUAAACAUGCUCCUCUCACUCUUUACACCCCCUUGAAAGCAUACCCUCUCACCAUUUUAAACAUUCUUCUUCCUCCUUAAACACAUUCCUCUCCCUCUUAACAUGCUCCCCCUCACAGCAUGGUCCAAAUUCCUCUCAACAUGCUCCUCCCAUUUAGACAAACUCCUCCCUCUCUUGGCAUGCUCCUCCCACUGCAAGCAAACAUUUCCCUCUCCCUCUAAACAUAUUCCUCCCCCACUUAACAUACUCCUUCACCACUAAACACUUUCCUUGUUCUAGACAUGUUCCUCCCAUUCUUGAAAUACUCCUCCUUUAGGAAUACCCAAUCAUUGAAGGUUUACUCACCACAUGUAGGCAUGCUUCUGCCUGGCUAUAUAUGCCCCNCACACACACACACACACACACACACACACACACACACACACAAUUCUCCGUGGUAUACCCACAUUUACCUCAUUUACCUCUCUAGACAUGUUCCAUUUUCCCCCUUUGCAAUCUCCUUUCUCUCUUUGUUAUAAAAAACAGAUAGUGGAAUUCUGACCCCGACCACAGUUCUAGAGUUAGGAGACGGAGAUAUCAUCAAGUGUGACAGUUGAUAUUAUAUGUGUAGAUCUAUAAUCAGAUACUAUAUACAUUGUGUAUGGAUGCAGCAAUCUUAUUUUGUUGUAAAAUGUUGUUAAUUUAUUUGA
This is a messenger RNA of Mizuhopecten yessoensis (Yesso scallop), 2488 nucleotides long. Its product is annotated as transmembrane protein 199-like. Bases 22 to 609 code for a protein of 195 amino acids. Gene Ontology annotation, cellular component: endomembrane system. Lineage: Eukaryota; Metazoa; Mollusca; Bivalvia; Pectinida; Pectinidae. The record is from RefSeq and is a predicted model, not a curated record. The transcript is spliced from 6 exons. Gene Ontology annotation, biological process: vacuolar proton-transporting V-type ATPase complex assembly.